Messenger RNA from Cephus cinctus (wheat stem sawfly), 904 nucleotides. RefSeq names its product DNA replication complex GINS protein PSF1-like. The coding region runs from base 71 to 739 and encodes 222 amino acids. NCBI's taxonomy places the organism in Eukaryota, Metazoa, Arthropoda, Insecta, Hymenoptera, Cephidae. Gene Ontology annotation, cellular component: GINS complex. Gene Ontology annotation, biological process: DNA strand elongation involved in mitotic DNA replication; DNA replication. The record is from RefSeq and is a predicted model, not a curated record. The transcript is spliced from 6 exons.
AAUCAGAGCGAAGUGUUUUCCCGUGGCUUCCUUAUAAUUAUCGUUGGAAUCAGAUUGAAAGACAUAAAAGAUGUUUGGUAGAAGAGGCGUGGAACUCGUUAAAGAGCUCGACCAGUCACUCGACAGCAUUCCGCCUUUUAAUGAGGAAUUAAUUACUGAAAUACUCGAGGAGAUGCAAAGACUUUACAAUGAGAAUAGGAUUGACGUGAACACCAGGCCCGACGAUCACGAAACUUAUUUGUCCAUAAAAGUUCGACACGCUGUACUGAAGAGGGAUAAACGGUGUAUCCUUGCGUAUCUUUAUAAUCGUCUACGAAGAAUUAGACAGAUGCGAUGGGAAUUUGGUAGCAUUCUACCGCCGGAAAUCACAGUCUCGUUGUCAAAGCCGGAAGUCCAAUGGUUUGAUUCAUACAGCAAGUGUUUGGCGACGUACAUGAAGUCCAUAGGCGAUAACCAUGGGUUAAAUCUUACUUCGGACCUUGCGCCUCCCAAGUCUCUCUUUAUAGAGGUCAAGUGCAUAGCUGACUACGGCAAGUUCGAAUUCGGCGACGGGGAGUCUGUGCAGCUAAAGAAAAAUACAUAUCAUUUACUGCCAAGAAGUGAAUGUGAGCAGCUAGUAAGACAAGAUGGCUGCGUCCUUCUCUCACCCCGUUCAUUGACAGUCAACUGUAAGCGGCAUUGCGAAAGAAAAGACCAAGAGACCAAGCGGGAGUCGCUCUCUGCGUGCAGAUCUUUGUAACUCUUCGUUUGUGAUCGAUCGCCUGUCGUUUCUCUCCUUGGCCAAUCGUGAGGAGCUCAUUUAAAAUUCGAGACCCCGCAUAUCGACUGCUUCAUUAGGUAUUUCCCGUACGGCUUUGAAGCCACAACUUCAGCGAGUGCCAAAGCAACAGGGAUUUCCUAGGAG